Chinchilla lanigera (long-tailed chinchilla) is the source of this 1249-nucleotide messenger RNA. RefSeq names its product RNA binding motif (RNP1, RRM) protein 3 (gene Rbm3). Gene Ontology annotation, molecular function: RNA binding; ribosomal large subunit binding. The coding region runs from base 138 to 611 and encodes 157 amino acids. Gene Ontology annotation, cellular component: spliceosomal complex. Gene Ontology annotation, biological process: positive regulation of mRNA splicing, via spliceosome; regulation of translation. The transcript has 7 exons. The record is from RefSeq and is a predicted model, not a curated record. NCBI's taxonomy places the organism in Eukaryota, Metazoa, Chordata, Mammalia, Rodentia, Chinchillidae.
GACGUUCCGUGACGUAUUUGCUACGUAGGCUUUAUCAGGCGCCUUCCCGCGCGUGAGCUUCCCUGUUCUCCUUGUUCUUCAGAGGUUGCCGUCUGUGCUGUAUUACUUUCUAAUUCCCAGGAUUCGAAGUCACUGCCAUGUCUUCUGAAGAAGGGAAGCUCUUCGUCGGCGGGCUCAACUUCAAUACCGACGAGCAGGCGCUGGAAGACCACUUCAGCAGCUUCGGGCCUAUUUCUGAGGUGGUUGUUGUCAAGGACCGGGAAACUCAGCGAUCCCGGGGUUUUGGCUUCAUCACCUUUACCAAUCCAGAGCACGCCUCAGAUGCCAUGAGAGCCAUGAAUGGAGAGUCCCUGGAUGGUCGCCAGAUCCGUGUGGACCAUGCAGGCAAAUCUGCCCGGGGCACCAGAGGAGGAGGUGCUUUUGGGGCCCAUGGACGUGGUCGCAGCUACUCUAGAGGUGGUGGGGACCAGGGCUAUGGAAGUGGCAGGUAUGACAGUCGACCUGGAGGAUAUGGAUAUGGAUAUGGGCGCUCCAGAGACUAUAGUGGCAGAAGCCAGGGUGGUUAUGAUCGCUACUCAGGAGGGAAUUACAGAGACAAUUAUGACAACUGAGAGGCUUGUAGACAUGAAAUGCACAAGGAAUAACACUUCUCAUCCAGGAUCGUCCUUCCAAAUCACUGUAUAAAGAUUUUUGAAGCUGCGCUGAAAUUUGUUUAGUAUAUUACCUAUUUUUUAAUUGAGCUCCCAAGGUAUCUUGUUAAAGAUCUUUUAGAAAGCUCUUUAAUUCUUUAAUUUCCUCUUGUUAAAGACCUUUUAGAAAGCUCUUUAAUUCUUUAGUUUUCCCCCAUUUAAAAACAAACUUCUGGGACAUUUGUAGAGUAUGGGGAUUUUUCCUGUAUAAAGUUUUUAGGUUGGACUCUCAGGAUUGUUGUGUCUGGCAAAAAUAAAAAAAAAAAUUGCCAGACUGAUUUUUUUUUUUCAAUCAACAUGUAUCUGGGGUUCUUUUUAAAAUGUGCACAAUUCUUAGUCAUGACUAGAGAAUUUUUUAAAUGUACCUGUAAGCACCUCUGUAUCAAGAAUAUGAUUGCCUAGGGCAGUUUUUUAUUGAAGAUCCAUCAUGAUUAUCAAAGCUUCUUAAAAAUGUUUAUGAAUGUCAUUUUUUUUAAAUACUGGAAGAAAAAAAUAUUCUUUCGUGUCUCAUGUAGUGUUUAGGAUGUCCUUCAGAGCUGAUUAAAAAGAUGAAACCUGAA